Molecule: messenger RNA, 1095 nt
Organism: Mizuhopecten yessoensis (Yesso scallop)
Lineage: Eukaryota; Metazoa; Mollusca; Bivalvia; Pectinida; Pectinidae
Exons: 3
Coding region: 1-1095 (364 amino acids)
Biological process (GO): transmembrane transport
Molecular function (GO): transmembrane transporter activity
Source: RefSeq, a predicted model, not a curated record
AUGGAAGGAAAUCCAGCCUCAGUGGUAUGCUCUCUAAGGGGACUUUUUGAAGAAACUAAUCCACGUUAUGCCAAGACGGAUUCGCGCAGUCUUGGUUCUUUGUUCAAUUACAUGGUUGCCCUCAAUACCAACGCCAUCAACUUCCACCCAAAACACCGCGGAAAAAUCGUGGGCAUCCUCAGCGCUUCUUUUGCAGGCAGUUCGUCGGUUUUCGCGGCAUUGUAUUUCCAUGUAAUUGGGAAGAAGGACCCUAAGAGUGGCGACAGUUUUUCCACGCUGAUGAUUGUGUUCAAUGUGUGUUUUGUGGUCCUGGAAAUUUUGUGUAUUGCGUUUUUGCGAGUGUAUCCACGUGUUAAACCCAUAGACAACAUCAUAUCUGAUGUCAGGGCAGAAAGCCUGUGUGAACAACCGUACGAUAAAAGCCUCGAGGGCGUUAAAAAUAGUACGGAAGUCAUCCAUCGCAUUUAUGCGAAUGUUUCCACUUCCGAGAAUAUUGGUGAUACAAAGGCAUCUGAUAUAGAUUUAGUAGUUCCAGAUGACACCACAUGGUCAGAUGGUACGUCUUUAUUAACUUUCCUCAUCACACUUGACUUUCAGCUCCUGACGUUGAUAUUUACGUUAACGUCUGCAGUUGGUCAGGUUUUCUUGAUUACCCUCUUACAGACUACGGCGGCAUCAGGAAUGGACAGUCAAAACGCGUUAAUCGUUCUAAUAAUUCCAAUCAUCAAUGCUGUUAUCAGCGCCGCCAUCGGGAUAAUUUCUGAUCAUUUUCACCAAAGAGUUCCCCGAAUGUGUCUCCUCACAAUGGGAACUGUGGCGUUUAUUAUUUGCCAGGGUCUAGUGAUAGGACUGGGUGACAAAUACCAGGCACUUGUUACUGCUUCACUGAUAAACGGGGUGGGACAAAGCAUCAUUUGGUCCAUAUCUCCGGUGGUCAUGAGUGAAAUGUUCAGCAUCAAGAACCUUGGUCGCAAUUGGGGCAUCGCUCUGCUGAUGUCUUCGCUGGUAGGUUGUGCAGCCCUAGAGUUUUUUUUACGACGCGACGAUAUCCAUCCCUGGGGAAGUGUACUGUUAUGGAAUGAAGUAUGUUCGUGA